Molecule: messenger RNA, 330 nt
Organism: Ilex paraguariensis (yerba mate)
Lineage: Eukaryota; Viridiplantae; Streptophyta; Magnoliopsida; Aquifoliales; Aquifoliaceae
Source: the annotation of a GenBank genome assembly
AUGGCUAACUUCUGCUGCUCCAUUGAAACCGAACCUAGGACCUUGAAUCAAGGACAACUAACCCAUGCCAGGGAAGCUGCUGUUGACAUAGUUCAAAAGAAGGAACCAAAGGAAGCCUCAAGUGUUUUUGUUGAGGGGAUGAAACCAGUUGUCGCUAUCAAGGAGAUGGCUCAGGUGAUGGUUCUGGAGAGAGAUUCACUUUGCAAUCUAGAUGAGUCCAACAAGAAGACCAAUGUUAUUGAAACAGCUUGCCAGUGCUCAUGCCCUUCUGCUGUUAUAGAUUCCCCAGAUGAAGCUAAAUUUAAGGAGCCCCUCUCAGCUCCUUUCUAA